This is a messenger RNA of Scleropages formosus (Asian bonytongue), 1787 nucleotides long. It is a transcript of the gene rab28, whose product is annotated as RAB28, member RAS oncogene family. The coding region runs from base 75 to 740 and encodes 221 amino acids. The record is from RefSeq and is a predicted model, not a curated record. NCBI's taxonomy places the organism in Eukaryota, Metazoa, Chordata, Actinopteri, Osteoglossiformes, Osteoglossidae. Gene Ontology annotation, molecular function: GTPase activity; GTP binding. The transcript has 7 exons.
GCUUCCCGCGGCGUCCUUCUGCGUCUGCGUUGCGCGCUCGGCCCGCUCGCGGUGCGGCUUCCGUCGGAAGCGCCAUGUCGGACUCGGAGGAGGAGAGUCAGGAACGGCAGCUGAAAAUCGUGCUGAUCGGGGACGGAGCCGCGGGAAAGACGUCUCUGGCCUCCAGGUUUGCUCAGGAGGCCUUCGGAAAGCAGUACAAACAGACGAUGGGCCUCGAUUUCUUCCUCAAGAGAAUAACCCUGCCAGGUAAUUUGAAUGUCACGCUACAAGUUUGGGACAUCGGUGGUCAGACGAUUGGAGGGAAGAUGCUGGACAAGUAUAUUUACGGCGCUCAGGGGAUCCUUCUUGUCUAUGACAUCACGAACUAUCAGAGCUUCGAGAACCUGGAGGACUGGUACGGAGCGGUCAAGAAGGCGAACGAGGAGUCGGAGGUCCAGCCCGUCAUCGCGCUGGUCGGGAAUAAAAUUGACCUGGAGCACAUGAGGACCGUCAAAGCUGACAAGCACCAGCGCUUCUGCCAAGAGAACGGCCUCAUCAGUCACUUCGUCUCCGCCAAGACUGGCGAUUCGGUUUUCCUGUGCUUUCAGCGAGUGGCUGCGGACAUCCUGGGUGUGAAACUUACCAAGGCUGAGAUCGAGCAGUCCCAGAAAAUAGUGCGUGCCGAGCUGGUGGACUACCCCCACGACGACGCCCCCGUUAGACAGGAAACGAACCAGAGCAAAGUGUGCAGCGUCCAGUAGUACAGGUGCAUUGACACUCGUUCACGUGUGUGUCGCUGCACACACAGCAACCUUUUCUUGCGACCGCCAAAGUACACGUAGAGUUAAUAAUUACAGUAGUACUCGUUGUUUUAGUGCCCAAAAGUAAUAUGAGACUGACUAAAAAAUGUCUUUAAUCCCUUAGUGGUUUUUGGACAGGAAGAAUUGAUAUGGGUUGGAAAAUAUAACUGGUGGCGUUAAAACCCUUCUCCUAACAGCAAAACGGUUCUUGGGGACUCGUAGGUGUUGGAAAUUACCGGAACGUGUUUAAUUCUCCGUUUUCCUUGAAAGAUGUGUUAAAAAAUAUAUUUUUGACAGAACAUAAUUCGUUGCUGUCCAGAUGGAAGUGUCACUAAAGUACGUAGUGAUGGUAAAUGCGAGCACAACGUUGUUCACUCGUACUUCACUGCGGUAUCUUACCAUAUAUAGCGUGUGAAGCCAUGGUACUGUGUUGUACACAUACUCACAGCAUAGUAUUUACGUGGUAAAAUGGCUUCAACAGCAAAACAUUUGUCUGCUGACUUGUUUUGCACUUUACGUUGUUCAAGAUAUGUCAGAUAGAACUCGUUUUACCUAAUCGUUACACGAUUUUCGUUUUUCGGUGCAUUUCAAGUUUAUUCCCAGCACACUACACUUUCUAGUGUAUGUGCUAAACGUUGUCGCUGCACACUGUCCAAAAACAGCUCAUUUCCACGCUUUUCAACCUCUUGUAGAAUCACUUGUUUUCUUCAAUUCGUUUUAUUUUUCCUUUGUAUUCAAUCAGAUGGAAUUAAAGAAGGAAAGUUCCGGAAAGAAUUGAGAGCUGUGUAACGGUGUAACAUGAGUGUGACGUUGAGCGCCGCCGUUCUCCCUUUGGCCCCUCGAUGUGACGCUUCACCUCCUCUUCUGUUUUGCUUUUUUGUUUUGUGUCUCUCUCCUGUGUGUGUGUGCGUCUGUGUGUUGACAGCGCGUUGUGAAGGCAGACAUUGUGAACUACAGUCAGGAGCCUGUGGCUCGGACCGUGAACCCCCCGCGCAGCUCCAUGUGUGC